CCACGGCGUAUUUAGUUGGAGGAUGAGGGACCAGGAAAGGGACGUGGCGGAGGUUACCGCCUCUUCCUAGCCCACGAGGUUGAGUGGGCGCAGUUCGUGAGGGCGCAGUAACAUAUUCACCGUUGGUCGUGCCACACUCUUGCGGCAGACCCCACAGUGAGGUUCCAUUAGAGUUUUGCAGGCUAACGCGCCCUGCGUAAGCUGCGCGUGGAAUGAAAUCAGGCAAGCAGAACGGAGCGCAGAAACUGGAAACCAGGAGUGACACGCCGAAAGGCUACGCGUUGAGAGGACAGAGGACUUAUAAUCGCUAAUUGGCAAAACUCCUUGAUCCUUCCAAUAUGUAGCCUCCGGGCGCCACCCGUCUGUACCUGUACUUCAGGUUGGAUCAUAAUCUGUCAGCAUUUCUGCUAUGGAAAAUGUUUCAGCUCUGAGGUCUCUUACUGUUUCUUCGACUCUGCCGCAUCCAGAUGCGAUCCAUCUGUUUCCAUCAUACAACUUCAAGUUAUCGGAAAUGUUUUAUUUUUGCAACCUCUCAGAAACAAGGCCCCUUGGUGAUUGGCCUGAAUGCUUCGCCUCCAUACUUUAUCCUGUUUCAUCCUGUUCUCACGACCUACGGUGCUUGCCUCGAUCCUAAUGUCUUUCCAUUGGGCAAGAAUCACGAUUUGGAGAGUAAAACAGAGGACUGAAAGGUCUGGUGAGCCAUCGGCAAUGUGAUCGACAGUCCAAGUGAUUGUGUAUUUAAUGGGUAGAAACUUCCUUUUCACCAUCAAAAUCAACACAAUAUCCAAUUUCAAGCCAGAAAGGUCUUCCAUCGUUUACUGUUUUAUCUCUCAAGUUUCUUCACCAGCCACUCGUCAGUCAUGAAGACCUUCACGAAUCAAGCUUUGGCAGUAUUUGCUAUUUCAUCCCUCGUUCAAGCUCAUCCUCAAGGGGGCUUUCAUUCCACUAGUGCCAACCCGGCUUUGGUGACAAAGCGAAAACUGUACAAUCUCGAUCAGAUCAGUGACCAGGACCAAAAAGACAAACUUACACAGGGCCUCAAGGAUGCUGUCACAAUUGCAGCCAAAGUACUUGAAAAGAUGGAUGAUAGCGCCCACGAAAGCAAGUGGGAGUAUUGGUUUGGACCAAAGUCCGACUCAGAGAGCCGCGAGAAAAUUCGAAAUGUCUUCAAGAACUUCGUGGGGGACAACAAAGAUGGGACUGGGGCGGACAUAAAUGGGGAUGUUCUUGUCUUUCCUGACGACUACUGGACUCCCUCCAAAAAGGAAAUUGGAGAUGGAAAUACAGACGGAAAUACUCCUUUCUGUUCUAUCGACAUAAAUGGCAAAACAGGCACUGCUUACUACAAGCCGACUCAGGAUAAAAAACCCGGAAUGCACUACUGCGACAAGGUUUGGGACAGAAAGAAUCUGAAGACUUUGUUAGAGGACAACUGCAAAGCGCUAGGCAACCACAUCAGUACUGUUCUCUGGACAAAGCAAUUCAUCGGAGCUAAUGUUCUUCAUGAAUUCAUGCACUAUCCUAAAGUCGGCAAAAAGGCAGUGGAUGAGCUUAUCAGAGACUACAAAUACGAUGCUUGGCAGUGUCGCUACAUGUCUAGCAACUCUGAUAAGUCCCCCAUCGAUAUGAAAGGUAGAAAAUGGGAAGAGUUGACUAUUGUCAACGCAGACACUUAUGUGUGGUAUGCUCUGGAUAUCGCUUUUGAGGAGCUUUGCCAAAAGAAAUUCUCAGGGCCUCGCAGUGAAAAGGACGACGACCAGACCAACCAAGACUGGCCAGACGAAAACAUCCCGGGAGAAAAGUAGGAU
Molecule: messenger RNA, 1808 nt
Organism: Periconia digitata
Lineage: Eukaryota; Fungi; Ascomycota; Dothideomycetes; Pleosporales; Periconiaceae
Source: the annotation of a GenBank genome assembly